Messenger RNA from Kwoniella shivajii, 612 nucleotides. RefSeq lists its product as uncharacterized. The record is from RefSeq and is a predicted model, not a curated record. Gene Ontology annotation, biological process: double-strand break repair via break-induced replication; DNA replication. Gene Ontology annotation, cellular component: nucleus; GINS complex. Bases 1 to 612 code for a protein of 203 amino acids. NCBI's taxonomy places the organism in Eukaryota, Fungi, Basidiomycota, Tremellomycetes, Tremellales, Cryptococcaceae. The transcript is spliced from 5 exons.
AUGGCAUUGCCUAAACAACUUCAAAAUGGUUUAACUCCAGAUGAACUCACUUUCUUGGCAGAGGAAGAAACGGUCAAUAUCGUACCGUUAUUUUCAAUGACAAAAGUGCGAUUAUUAGGUGGAAUAUACGGUCCUUUCGUACCUCCUUCAGCAACAAAAGUACCUUUAUGGUUAGCGUUAUCACUGAAAAGGAAAAGGAAAUGUAGGAUUGUACCUCCAGAAUGGUUCAGUAUAGAUCGCAUACAGGCUUUGUUAAAGGAAGAAAGGGAAAAUGCAGAAUCAUUUUGUUUAUUGCCUAGAAGAUUUAUUGAGACUUCGAAAGUGCUCUUGGAUGUAGCAUCGGACGAUUUAACACAGCCUUCAAUGUUGAGGAGUCUUCUGAAAGAUCUGAGGGAAGUCAGACAAGCCAAAAUUAGAAUUGGUUUACAAAGUGAAGGCGUCAUGAGAGGUACUUAUCUACAGGUGACAAACCUCACGCCAUUGGAAUUGAGUGAAUUGAAACCUUUCCUAGUGAAAGCAAUGGGAAUAAUGCAAUCUCUCGAACCAAGAAGAGAUGAUGAAGAUGAAGAUGAUAAUAAUAAUGCUGUUCCCGGACGUGAUUAUGAUGAUUAG